CCAAGUCGCUCCCGCCGCCCUCCCUCACGCAGGUGCUUCCACUCCGUGUGGAUCCCACGACCAAAAGCGGAGUUCAUACCUGAAAGUCUCUGAAGCUGAAGAAACAUCAUCAGCCGAAAAAGCAGUUUGAAGGAGUCGAACAAGAAGAACAAGUCCGCGCAUGCCGCCGCCCACCCCACUAACUCUAACCGCGCGCACGACUUCCCCGUCAACUCGCACCUGCCUUGCAAUCCGGAUUUCCUCAACCGCGAUUCGCCUCCUCCGCCUCCUCAGAUCCCGCAAAACCAUCUGCUCCGAUUCGCCGGAGAAUGGGGGCGGGGCCGUGGAGGCUGCUGUGCUGCUGCUGCUGCUGCCGCGGCGGGUCCGAUCGUACUGACGCCAAGCUCAGGCCCGACGCCGCCGGCGGGGAGGCGGCGGCGGCGGCGGCAGGGGGGGAGUGGUACGACCUCCCGCCGUUCCAGGAGUUCACCUUCCAGCAGCUGCGCCUCGCCACCGCGGGCUUCGCCGCCGACAACAUCGUCUCCGAAGGCGGCGACAAGGCGCCCAACGUCGUCUACAGGGGCAAGCUCGACGCCCAGCGCCGGAUUGCCGUCAAGCGGUUCCACCGCAACGCGUGGCCCGACGCGCGCCAGUUCCUGGAAGAAGCUAAGGCUGUUGGCCAGCUCCGGAACAAACGAUUCGUAAAUUUGCUUGGUUGUUGCUGCGAAGCUGAUGAAAGGUUGCUUGUUGCUGAGUACAUGCCCAAUGACACACUGGCAAAGCAUCUGUUCCAUUGGGAAUCACAGGCAAUGAUAUGGCCCAUGAGAUUACGGGUUGUUCUGUAUGUCGUCGACGCUUUAGAUUACUGCAUAAGCAAGGGCCGGGAUCUCUAUCAUGAUCUUAAUGCCUAUAGAGUUUUGUUUGAUGAUGACUGCAACCCUAGGCUUUCAUGUUUUGGUCUAAUGAAGAACAGCCGGGAUGGCAAAAGUUACAGCACCAAUUUGGCAUUUACUCCUCCUGAAUAUAUGAGGACUGGAAGAAUAACUCCAGAAAGUGUCAUAUACAGCUUCGGCACAUUGUUAUUGGAUGUUCUUAGUGGGAAGCAUAUUCCUCCUAGCCAUGCCCUUGAUCUGAUUCGAGAUCGAAACUUCAGUAUGCUCAUAGACUCCUGUUUAGAGGGCCAAAUUUCUAAUGAGGAAGGAACAGAACUGCUGCGUUUAGCUUCAAGGUGCCUGCAUUAUGAACCACGAGAACGGCCUAAUGUAAGAUCUUUGGUUCUUGCGCUGGUUUCUCUUCAGAAGGAUGUCGAGUCUCCAUCUUACGAUCUGAUGGAUAAGCCUCGUGGUGGUGCAUUUACCCUUCAAUCGAUCCAUCUUUCUCCUCUUGCUGAAGCUUGCUCCAGAAAGGAUCUUACUGCAAUACAUGAAAUUCUAGAGUCAACUGGCUAUAAAGAUGAUGAGGGAACAGCGAAUGAGCUCUCAUUUCAGAUGUGGACUAAUCAAAUGCAAACUACCAUUGACUCAAAGAAGAAGGGCGAUAGUGCAUUUCGACAAAAAGAUUUUAGCAUGGCCAUUGAUUGCUACUCUCAGUUCAUUGAUGUUGGUACCAUGAUAUCGCCAACAAUCUAUGCCAGGCGUUGCUUGUCAUAUCUCAUGAAUGACAAGCCACAACAAGCUCUGAAUGAUGCCGUGCAAGCUCUGGCGAUAUUUCCUACAUGGCCGACUGCAUUUUAUCUUCAGGCUGCAGCCCUAUUUUCAUUGGGAAAAGAGAAGGAAGCUCGGGAAGCACUCCAGGAGGGUGCAGCUGUAGAGACAAAGAGUAGGGGCCAUUAAAGAUGUAUAUCUGAACAGCAGGUGCUCUUCACUUGCUGGAGACAGCAGCAGGUGUAAUUUGGCUUAGGAGCAAGGAGACUGCCAGUUAGCCUUGUGAUACAUAGUAUAUUUUUUUUUAUGUAUAUAUAUGAAAAAUAUACAUAGUUAGAAUAUACUGCAGAGAGGGCAAGAGAGAGCCUAUUCAUCCAGUCACUCUGCCGCAUAAACGAGGAGAUGGAGAUGGAAGAAAAGGUGUUACAGUGCAUCUCAACUGUCAAUCAUCCUCGUCAGAUCAUGUUAUGAUGGUCAUAGGUUGUAGGGUUUGUAGAGCAAGUGUUGAUUGGUCUUUUUGCUCUUGUCUUGGUCCUCAGCUUCAGCUGGGCACAGUGAUUUGAGAGUCAUGUAUUGUUAGAGUGUAGUGGAGAGAAGAUUUGCUGAAUUCUUCUGUAAUGAUUUAGUUUUGGGUGCAGUGUGAGCUUUGUAUGUAUGCGAGAAGGCUCUAUUCGGAACA
Lolium rigidum is the source of this 2301-nucleotide messenger RNA. RefSeq names its product probable serine/threonine-protein kinase BSK3. The record is from RefSeq and is a predicted model, not a curated record. The transcript is spliced from 11 exons. NCBI's taxonomy places the organism in Eukaryota, Viridiplantae, Streptophyta, Magnoliopsida, Poales, Poaceae. Gene Ontology annotation, biological process: protein phosphorylation; brassinosteroid mediated signaling pathway. Gene Ontology annotation, molecular function: protein binding; protein kinase activity; ATP binding. Bases 309 to 1811 code for a protein of 500 amino acids.